CCUCACACCCUCCAACUACACUUCAUAGUUAAGGCACUUUCCCUUCAUACCUAGUCAUAAAUAUUGUACGCAGCAGUAAACACACACACACACACACUCCCUGAGAGAGAGACUAAUUCACGCAAGAAAAACAAAAGUGAAGAGAGGGAAGGGAAGGGAGGGGAGGGGCCGAGACGACGGCUUGGCAAUAGCUGUAUGAAAGCGCAAGCAGUGGUGGCACUUUCCAUUAAUUUGGAAUACAGAAGCAGCUAGCAGCAGUCGGCCCCCUCCCUUUCCCCACACCCCACUCUGUAUAUAAACCCCCUCUCACUCAUUCGCAUUCCCAUUCCCCUAAAUCAUCCAUUCUAAUUCUCACAUAAAAGUAUUUAACACAAACUGCUUGGUAGCUAGCUCGAUCUGCACACGCAGCCCCCAUGGCCCUGCUUCCCCCUUUGAGGCCCAACAUGGCUCUCUGUUUGUUUUAUUGCUGUGUGUUCGCAGCAGGCUGUCUCUGCGUCUUGGGGCGACCAGCCACAUUCCUUCAGGACUUCCGGGUCACCUGGUCCGACUCCCAUAUCAGGCAAAUCGAUGGCGGCAGGGCCAUUCAACUCGUCCUCGACCAAAAUUCAGGAUGCGGGUUUGCUUCCAAGAACCAGUACCUGUUUGGCCGUGUCAGCAUGAAGAUCAAGCUCAUCCCCGGCGACUCCGCCGGCACAGUCACCGCAUUCUAUAUGAAUUCGAACACUGAUGCGAUACGGGACGAGCUGGACUUCGAGUUCUUGGGGAACCGGACCGGCCAGCCUUACACGGUGCAGACCAACGUCUACGCCCACGGCAAAGGCGACCGGGAGCAGAGGGUCAACCUCUGGUUCGACCCGGCCGCUGAUUUCCACGUUUACUCUAUCCUCUGGAACCAUCACCAUGUCGUUUUUUAUGUAGACGAAGUGCCCAUCAGAGUUUACAAGAACAACGAGGCAAGGGGAGUCCCAUACCCAAAGAUGCAACCCAUGGGAGUGUACUCCACCCUGUGGGAGGCCGACGACUGGGCGACACGAGGCGGGCUCGAGAAGAUCGACUGGAGCAAGGCCCCUUUCCUUGCCUACUACAAGGACUUCGACAUCGAGGGGUGCUCGGUCCCGGGACCCGCUGCCUGCUCCUCCAACUCCCGCAACUGGUGGGAGGGGGCGGCAUUCCAGGCACUAAACGCCGUCGAGGCCCGACGGUACCGCUGGGUUCGCAUGAACCACUUGACCUACGACUACUGUGUCGACAGAUCACGGUACUCUGUUCUCCCUCCAGAGUGUGGGGCGGGCAUCUAGCGUCGCAUAGACAAACAUACAUGCAUACACCUACACAUCUAUCGGUUGAAUGGGCGGGCAUGCACGUUGUGGAAAUUUACAUACUUAAAAUCGAAGGUACGUAGCACUAUGCAUAGAGAAAUGAAACUGGGAGAGAGGUAGGGAGGCCAAUUAAGGAGAGUGUGGUGGUGGGUUGGGGUAAUAAAGAGGUUGUGUGUUCGUAUGUGGAUGAAAUGGAAGCUUGGGGGAUGAUCCUUUCAGAGCAACGUCAAUGUCAAUAAGUAGUCAAUUUGUAGCAAAUUAAACUACUGCAAUAUAUGUGUGUGUGUGGAUAUAUUAAACUCUGUAUUGUAUAAUAUGAUGGUGCCAAUAAAUUAAUCUCCUUGUAAAACCUAUAUUCCAAUGAUAUGUGCGUGGGCUUAAAUUA
Malania oleifera is the source of this 1704-nucleotide messenger RNA. Its product is annotated as probable xyloglucan endotransglucosylase/hydrolase protein 7. The record is from RefSeq and is a predicted model, not a curated record. Gene Ontology annotation, biological process: cell wall biogenesis; xyloglucan metabolic process. Bases 414 to 1298 code for a protein of 294 amino acids. NCBI's taxonomy places the organism in Eukaryota, Viridiplantae, Streptophyta, Magnoliopsida, Santalales, Ximeniaceae. Gene Ontology annotation, molecular function: hydrolase activity, hydrolyzing O-glycosyl compounds; xyloglucan:xyloglucosyl transferase activity. The transcript is spliced from 4 exons. Gene Ontology annotation, cellular component: cell wall; apoplast.